AUUUGUUACUUCAAUAUGAGGUAUGUGUUAUCUGUGGUUUGCAUUAUGGCGUCUGCUUCAAGUACCAGUGCUAGAAGUCUGUUUGUAGAUUCGAAAUUACGGCUUGCAGAUCGAGUACAAGUGAAUGUCAAUAACAUAGCGUCAGUGGCGAGGCAAAUACAACGUGGAGCAAGGUCAAAUGAGGUAUUGAUGCAUGCAGCAAGGAACUUUGCUUUACAAGAACAUGCUAUUGAAAAUACAGAAUCUUUUCCUGAAUCGGAGAAUGAAUGGAAAGAAUUUGGGUUGUAAUUUGAGAAAAGACUACAAUUUCCAAUCUGUCGGCACAGACGAUGGGAAACACAUUUGAAUUGUUCUCCCACCUGGAAGUGGGUCAUAUUUUUGGAAUUACAAAGGAUUUCACAAUGUAGUUCUGAUGGUAGUCACUAAUAGCAAUUAUGAGUUAAUAUUAUUUGAUGUUGGAACUAACGGAAGCAUUUCAGAUGGUGAUGUUAUCAACAAUACAACAUUUUACAAAGCAUUAGUGGAAGGUAAAUUGAAAUUACCACCUGAAAACAACAACAAUCUUCCUCCAUACGUUUUCAUUGGUGAUGAAAAUAUUUUUUGAAAUCGUACAGUGAAAAGGAGUAGAAGCAUGACUGCUUACAUUUCAGUUAAGCAGUGCUAGGUGAAUUAUAGAAAAUGUAAUUGGAAUCCUGGCCAACUGGUUUCGAGUGUUUCAUACAGCACUUGGGGUAUCAUUAGAUAAUGCUGAAUCCAUGAGUGUUUGAGCCGUGCAUAACUUUUUACGCAAAAAAUACCCCAGUUCUUACUGCGACUUUCUCAGUAAUGAUAAUGAUUAAGCAAAUUCAAGUAGUUAAGACACAGAGGACAUAAUAGAUACAGCAGUAAAUAAGGUAAACAAGUGCGAGAGUUAUUUCUGGAAUAUUUUAAAAACAAUUGACUUUUGCAGCGAGAAAAGUGUCCCCAUUGAAAAUUGGGGUUUUUAAUCUGGAUAGCUACAUGUUAUAAUAAGUUGCCUGAAAAUAUAUAUUUGUUUGCUACCAA
This is a messenger RNA of Zootermopsis nevadensis, 1044 nucleotides long. The record is from RefSeq and is a predicted model, not a curated record. Lineage: Eukaryota; Metazoa; Arthropoda; Insecta; Blattodea; Termopsidae.